AUGUCUCUUGGCACACUGACUAAUGAAGAUGUCGACGAGUGCACCUUUGAAGAGAGCUGCAGAAGGGAGCUUGGGAAUGUCUGUGUAAACACAGAGGGAAGCUACAAAUGUGUGUGUCAGCCCGGUUUCAGAGAAGACAAGGCAGCCUGCGUAGAUGUGGACGAGUGUGAUGAGCUGGAACGGGUGUGUGUUAAUCAGGGGGAAUGUAAGAACACAUUUGGAAGCUUUAAGUGUGUUUGUUCGAAUGGAUACCGUGGCAAUGGAACCCACUGCACAGAUGUGAACGAGUGCGUCUCAGGACUUCAUGACUGCAGCGUGAACGCUCGCUGUGGAAAUGUGAUGGGUUCAUAUUUCUGCCAGUGCUAUCAGGGCUACAGUGGAGAUGGUCACUCCUGUGAUGAUAGCGACGAGUGCGCUGUAAACAACGGACUUUGCGAACAUAGCUGCGCCAACAUACCAGGAGGGUACAACUGCCUAUGCAAUGCAGGAUACACACUGGCAGAUGACCUACACACUUGUACAGACGUCGAUGAGUGUGUGAGUGCCAAUACGACAUGCGAGCAACUUUGCAUCAACACACCGGGCUCCUUUAUUUGCUCCUGUCGUACUGGAUAUCAGUUGCACAUUGAUAAACAAAGCUGUGUUGACAUAGACGAAUGCAAACUGCAGAACGGAGGCUGUAGUCAUAUCUGCAUGAACACACCAGGAGGACAUGUAUGCCACUGCCCUCCUCCACUUCUGCUGGACCACCACAGCUCCAACUGCGUCAACACCACUUCCUGCGCAUUAAGGAAUGGCGGCUGUGAUCAGAUAUGUUCACUGGGAGCUGUGGGACGUGUUAAGUGUAGCUGCAGAGAGGGUUGGGAGCUGGCCACUGACCAAAGAAUGUGUCUCGACAUUGACGAGUGUGAGAUGUUUAAUGGGGGGUGCGAACAAGUGUGUGUGAACCAGGCAGGCAGUUAUAACUGCACCUGCAAGCCUGGCUUCGAAUCGUGCCCAGAUGAUCCGACCAAAUGCCAACCGGUGUGUGAGCCGACAUGCCAGAAUUACGGCGUGUGUGUCGCACCUAACACCUGCGACUGCCCUGCUGGCUACCCAGGCCCUGGUUGCUCAGCUAUGUGCUCACCACCCUGUGCUCAUGGUGGCACGUGUAUGCGCUUGAACACUUGUCUGUGUCGCCCCGGAUGGACCGGAGAGGGUUGCCAUACAGCUGUGUGCGAGCUGCCAUGUGGAAACGGUGGUCGGUGUGUAGCUCCUAAUGUCUGCCAGUGUCCUUCGGAUUAUAUCGGCCUGCAGUGUCUUACUCCUCUCUGUACUCCGCCUUGUCUGAAUGGUGGAAGGUGUGUAGAUGUCAACACCUGUAGCUGUCCAGGAUCCUGGCAGGGAGCUCGCUGUCAGAUAGAACCAGUGCUAUGUGUGAAGCCCUGUAACAACGGUGGAGUGUGUGUGGGACUCAACAGGUGUCGAUGCCCCACUGGCUUCACAGGGGACCUCUGUGAAACAGCUGUGAGUAUGCCCUGUGUGCCACCCUGCCAGCAUGGUGGCUCCUGCAGCCCACAUAAUACUUGCACAUGCCCACUAGGGACUGGUGGCCUGCGGUGUGAGAAGCUGACUUGUCCAGUAGUGACCACCAUAGUCAGCAUGGCUCGAGCAGUGCGAAAAGGUUUUAAAGAAAGUUAUGUGGAUCGUUGUGGACCUUUGGGAGUCCUGCUCUGCACUAAGUACAGGAUAAACCAAGCACGUGUGUAUCUACAAGCGUACAGAGUGGGAUACAAGAUCCAGUGUCCAAGUAAAACCGGAAUAUGACCCAGACAUACUGUACACUCACUUACACACAAAUACACACUGUUACAUUCCCUCUGUCUUUUAAACAUAUCUUCAGGACGUGACUUUUUGGAUAGACUUUCAAACAGCAGGUGUUUGUGUGUAUGCUAUUGAAUGUAGACAAGUUAAAUCAAUAAAAAAUUAUGGCGUUUAUAUUAAAUAGGUUAUAAGCCAGGGCUCAUCAAUUAGACUUGACAUGAGAAAGUUUUUUUACAGAGCAAAUACUCUCUGUGCCAAAUCAUUCAGAUAUUACGAUAUUAAAUUUUUUAAAUAAUAAAAAAAGACGUGUUUUUAUAGAACAGCAUUCUUUCACCUCAAUGUUUUUCUCAUAAGCAUGCGUCGAGAGUGUAUUGGCUACACGAUGUCAUCCUUUCACUGGGUAUCAAAUCAUGCAUGUCAUCAAGUGACAAUGAUAUUGUAUUUGUUACAAAUAACUUCAUGCCGCAUCACUUCCUUUGGGCUCUGAGCCCCCAUUCGAGUGAUCCAGGGGUCGGCAGCUGAGCCACAUCGCGUGACUUUCAGACUCGAGUUGAUUUAAGCCUUGGGGUUUUUUUGGGGGUUUUUGGAUGUGCUGCAGGGAAGAAACACUGAUCUGAAUUGAGUUUGUCUGGCACAAUCCAUAAUACCAGACGCAUACAAAACAAAUUGACGAAGUCUCGUUUCUGCAUACCUGGGUUUUUUUUUAGGGUCAAAAAGCUGAAUCAAAGCCCCCCUGUGGUCUCAGAAACGUUGUAUAUGAACUCACACUUAAGGUUCUGAGUCAAUGGUGGGUUGGGCCUUUAAAAGAAUCGCAUGGAGCCCACCAAUGAACAGCAGAAUCUGAAAAAUCAUCAAACACUGAAAAAUUACAAGGGUGUUCUCUUUGACAAAGGCAAGAUCGAAAAGUAGACCCCCACCUUCCAGCAUGGUUCCUGUUCAGAAGCAACAGGAUUUCGUCUUUUACCCAGGAACAGAUGGACACCGAGACAAUGUCUCUUUAGCUUGGACAAAUAGGUUUCACCAUUUCUGGCAUUCAUUCUAAUGGUCUCAUAUGCCAGUGUUUACACAGCACCAGUGUUUUUUAUGUAUUUAUCGUUAUCUUUAAAGCAAACCUUUCUGUGGCAUUGAAAAGUCUGUUACCAAGAAAUAUAUUUUGCAAUGUAGCGCUUCGUAUAGCUAUCCGUCAUUUUGACUGCGAGGGUUCUUGUAUGAAUAAAAACAAAUCUAUCUAAAAA
This is a messenger RNA of Silurus meridionalis, 3038 nucleotides long. RefSeq names its product fibropellin-1. Gene Ontology annotation, molecular function: calcium ion binding. The transcript has 17 exons. Lineage: Eukaryota; Metazoa; Chordata; Actinopteri; Siluriformes; Siluridae. The coding region runs from base 1 to 1806 and encodes 601 amino acids. The record is from RefSeq and is a predicted model, not a curated record.